GCUGGUUGUUGCGUCUGUCUGCCUCCGUCCCCGCAUGCCAUGUUGUGGAAGGCACGCAUGGGGGUGGGGCCACCAACUGCCAGCGUCGGUCCGCCGCGCACCUUGGUUCAACUUUCCAUCCACCCAUCCUCCAGUGAGUGCCUGCCCCACACUCCGUGCCCCCCGC
Molecule: messenger RNA, 166 nt
Organism: Amoebophrya sp. A120
Lineage: Eukaryota; Dinophyceae; Syndiniales; Amoebophryaceae
Source: the annotation of a GenBank genome assembly